UUUGCCGUGGUGCAUGGGUAUCUCUAAUCAUAUUCAGCAUGUUUUGCACAAGAAAUGUCAGCCAGAAAGGAAUAUCUGCUCUCUUCGCCAAAUUAUUCCACAACAAUGUCAUGCUCCGAGAGUCCGGCUGCAAACUCCUUUUUGGUGGAUUCAAUAAUUAGCGCAGGGAGAGGAGAAGGGGCAAGUUAUUACCAGGGCAAUGGGGUUUACCUGCCACAAGGGUCCGACGUGUCCUAUGGAUUGCAGAGCUGUGGACUGUACCCAGUGCUGAGUAAAAGGAACGAAGGUAUCCCCCAAAGUAAUGCGGUGCCCACCCCCCAGGGCUAUGCCCCAGCUAUGGAGGCCUGGCUGGAUGCACCAAGGUCUUGUGGGGUGGAGCAGCCUGAGACCCAGCCAGCUGCCACCUCUUGCUCCUUCACACAGAACAUUAAGGAGGAGAACUCUUAUUGCCUUUAUGACUCAGACAAAUGCCCCAAGAGUUUAACUGCGACUGAUCUGUCUACUUUCUCAAGGGUUAAUUCAGAUUCUGCCCAUAUCAGUAAUGUGAGCUCUGUUCCUGUUCCUGGAUAUUUCCGUCUCUCGCAAGCAUACGGAGCUUCCAAAACCUAUAACGCUGGCCAAAUUGUGGCCUCACAGUUCUCAACACAACCCCAAGUUCGGUUUGAUUCGCCUCUACCUUUGCCUUCAGAAAACGCAAGAAAGGCCAGCGAGGAGUUAUCCCCUGUUAAACUGGUGUCUGGACCCCAACACAGAGAAGAAGAGCCUCACACUUCGUCAUCUGCAGCAGAAGAAUCUUCCCCAGCUCCUUCUGAGAGCAGUAAACAUUCUCCUGAGAAAGAGAGCCUAGGAAACCCCAAAAGUGAAAAUGCUGCUAACUGGUUAACAGCUAAAAGUGGAAGGAAGAAACGGUGCCCCUACACGAAGCACCAAACUCUGGAACUGGAGAAGGAAUUCUUGUUCAAUAUGUACCUGACUCGAGAGCGUCGCCUAGAGAUCAGCCGCAGCGUGCACCUCUCAGACAGACAAGUCAAAAUCUGGUUCCAGAACCGCAGGAUGAAGCUCAAGAAGAUGAACAGAGAGAACAGAAUCCGGGAGCUCACAGCCAACUUCAAUUUCUCUUGAUGAACCUGCUCAUCAGUUACUAUCAGUGCCAGUAUCUUCUCACUUUCCUUUAUCUGCACCUGUAUGGAUUGUUUUAUACAUUCUGAAAAUGACCACAAUUCCACAUCUUUUUUUUAUUAUUUCAAGGGGUAAAGCCA
Bombina bombina (fire-bellied toad) is the source of this 1259-nucleotide messenger RNA. It is a transcript of the gene HOXA10, whose product is annotated as homeobox A10. Gene Ontology annotation, molecular function: RNA polymerase II cis-regulatory region sequence-specific DNA binding; DNA-binding transcription factor activity, RNA polymerase II-specific. Gene Ontology annotation, biological process: regulation of transcription by RNA polymerase II. Lineage: Eukaryota; Metazoa; Chordata; Amphibia; Anura; Bombinatoridae. The record is from RefSeq and is a predicted model, not a curated record. Bases 55 to 1122 code for a protein of 355 amino acids. Gene Ontology annotation, cellular component: nucleus. The transcript is spliced from 2 exons.